UGAAAUCAAAAUUCUUACGUUUGUACUCGGUUAAAGUUAAUAAUUUGAAAUCGAUGAUUAAAUUCAUUGUGAUUUUUCCUUCGUGAAAUUAAUUGUUUUCACUUGUGGUGACGGUUGCGAUUAUAUAUUUUUAGUAAAAACCAAACAACAACCGCUAGUUCCAGAGAAUAGGCUAUUCAAAUCGAUCAGCGUGUGUUUCUUUUCCUUUGGAUCGCUUUGUUUUUCUUGUUUUCCCUCAUUCGCUUCAGUGGAGAAAGGUUUUCACAGACGACCACUGUGAGUAAAAGUGAUUUAGUAUCGCGUGAACGCUUCUGACAUGCCGACAUAACAUGCUACUGAUACUCGUGUUGUGCGUAUUAUGCUCGACCGCUUUGCCUUCUCCUACGGAUGUUCAAACGGUCUCACCCGAAAAUUCAGGUGAUAAACCUUACGAUGGAGACGAGCAAGGCGUUCGAAAAUUUGUUUCUGACCAUGAAUUACCCAAAGACGUCCCAACUAGGGUGAGAAUUGUUGGAGACUUAGGUACACCGCCACCUAGCGUGUCUUAUGACUUUGUUCCACAACAAUCGUACGUACAAGUUCGAAGAUACGAUACAGUUAAACGUUUACCGCAAGAAGCAGCGAUCGAAGAGGCUGAGUCUACUGAGGAUAGAGUGAACGCUCCAAGACUUAGAGAAGUGGUUUCUCAUAAAAAGACACAAGAGGUGUAUGAAGAACAAGGUUAUGAAGACGCUGGAUAUGACCAUGGUGGUUCUAAGAAACUCAAAGUGGAAGAAGAAGAAAAAGAUAAUCAAAGUAUUGAAAUUAUUCGACCUAGCAGUAAUUCAUCUCAUGUUACUCAAGAAACAAAAGAAAAUAAAUCUGUAACAGUUCCAUCAAGUCGUGGAACCUGGAGCCGCCAUAAGACAAUUUCAGGGAAAAAAACUAGGCAUGAAGAUAAUAUUAGCCGCAAUAAGGUAGUACCAAAGGAUAAUAAAAUAUUAAAUGAAAAUUCACCUGGGAAUUUCUCAAAAAUUAAUAACAAUAAAAUAAUUGUGCAAAAUAUUACAAAUUCCGAGAAAAAAGAUUCUAAGGAUAGUGCAGAAUCACGGCAAGUGAGUAGUUUCAGUAAAUCAGUAAAAGAUAAUAUUGAACCUACUACUUAUAAACCGAAUGUGAAACAAGGGAGUUUUCGGAAUUCAACUAAACUUAAUAGAAAUGAGCAAAAGAAAAAUCGUUCUAGAAAUAGAUCUAGAAAAAAUCAGGAUAAUAAUAAUCAACAGCUUCACACCGAUGUUGUAGGAAAUUAUGAUGAUACUCCAUGGGUACCAAUUGCGCCACCAAAAAAUUUUAAUAGGCCUCAAUUCGAAACAAAAAAACAUGGUAAAUCGAAAAUUAAUUCAGAACUUUCAGAAUUGAGUGGUCAUGGAACAAAAUUUGGUUUUACUAUACACCAUGAUAAUCCAUAUCAAUAUAUUAUUCCAAGUGACGACUUGGAAUCUGCUGUACCAAGUAAAUUUCAAACUAAAUCUAAAGUAAAGUUUGAAAAUCCUGAAGUCAUCAUAGGAAAACCUUUAAAAUCUUUUCAAAAUUUUGAAUUUAUCCCUGAAACAAAUUAUGACGGAAGUGCCAUUAACAAAAAACAAAAAAAGUCUAAGGGUCAAACAGAUUUACUAAGUAAUUUAAAUAAUCCUUCAGUUAAGUAUAAAUAUGAUUCCAUUCGUAGCUCUACAAGUGAUAAUAGUGCCAUAAGACAGCACCCAAAAUUAGUUCAACAAGAUGCAGUUUUAGACUACUUUAAUAGCUAUCCUAAGUCUGAAAAUGUACAAGAUGAGAAAAGAAAAGGCCACAGGGAUAUCAUAUCAGAUUUUGGAAAUAACGGUUUUAAGAAUACAAGAUAUCCGGGAGUAGACUAUUCAAGGUUUGGUUCAAAUUUAAAAUAUGAAGCUCCGUUUUUUACCACUAGAUCUAAACCUAUUGUCAAUGUAGAUAUAUCAAUAGAUCAUCAUGAUUAUGAUUAUCCAAAGUAUGAGUUAAACUCAAGUUCUCAAGUUAACAAGUAUGCAAAUAAAGAUAAAUCCAACAAUUUGAAACUAGCAAAUUUAAAUACAGAUACUUCAAGUUCAGAAUAUAACAAGAAUCCUCUUAGGAGCUCUCCUUACAAAGGUACACGAUUCUCAAUCUAUCCUAUGCUUAAUAAGAUGCCUAAAAGUGUUUACAAAGAUUCACAUGAGGCUUAUGAAACACAAGAAAAUAUUCCAAAAAUUUUUCAUGUGCGUCAACCUUCUGUAAUUGACCCUAAACAAAGCAGUAGCGAAGAAUAUUUUAAAACUGAUUUGCAGAAUAAAAUGAGCGAUAAUAUAAAUACUCAACUAUCAAAAAAACAAAGAAUAGUGCCUUAUUCAAAAGCAGUAAAAUUAACGAGUCCAUAUACAUAUGUUCAGCCGAAUGAUCAUUAUCCGUCAGGCAGUUCAAAAAUAGAAGCUAUUACUCAAAUUACAACUACGCCAAUGAGUGAUGGAUAUGCUUUUAAUAGACAUCCUUAUUUACCAAAAGAUUCGGUAGAAAGCAAACAACAUAAAUCCGAUGAUGAUAAUACAAAGCAUGUAGAAAAUUUAACAUUGGCACAAUUUGCAGGGCAUCAAAGGACAGUCCCACAACAUCUCAUUCCAAUAGAGUAUAAUGAAAGAGUUAAAAAUUUGGUUAAAAUUUUAAAUAAUAGCUAUCCUAAAAGGAAUCGUCGUGACCUAGAAGUUUUAAAUAUCGCCUCUAGCGGAACAACAACUGAAAUCCCUAUAGAUACUCGAAUUUACUCAAAUUAUAAGUAUGCCCCAAAACAUUCUGCAUUAAGAUACAUAACCAAUCCGGCUUUGAAACCACAUAAAACAAAUGGUGGUAUGGAAUUUUAUGAAUCAAUUAGUAGUCUUAAAUGUGAUGAUAUUACAGGUCCUUUAGGUGUAAUUCCCGAAAGAACAGAUGAUGGUGAAUGGAAAGGUGAACCCGAAGUCAAAAAUCCAAGAAUUGAUGCUGUAGGCAAUAAAAUUGGGUGUUUCAAAAAUAAAUAUUUUGGUAAUGAUCCUUUAGACAAUCCUUUAUUUAAAGAGAGAGAUGUUGGAUUUCCUGAAGUGGUAGCAGUGGGUAAAUCUUUAGAUAGCCGAGAAAGUAUAAAACCAGAAAACUCAUAUGUAGAAUGGAAUUUUGCGGAAGACUUAAUUCCGGGAAAAUGGUUCCCAGAGAAUUAUGCAUCAUCAAGAAAAUCAGUUAACAAAACUAUUCCAAUCAAUCAUAAAUUACAAGGUAUGGAAUCAAUUAUACCAGAACCAGUUAUUUUGAUGUUUCCCACUAAAUUAUCACCAGUUGUUUAUGCAAAUGAAACAAAAUUGAACGAACAAAAAGAUAAUAUAGAAGAAAUAUCAGUAAAAGAAUCUACUAUUAUCCACAAUCCUGUUAAUUAUUCAUUAACUCAAGUUCAUUCAACUACCAAAGGUAAUUUACUAAAUGAAAAAAUACUUGGUCUUUUUCCACCACCUCCUUUAUUUGAAAAUGUACCAAAAACAGAUAAAUUAAAAAAUUCUUCUUUAAAGAAAUAUAUAAAAAAAGUAGAAAUAAGAGGCGACGAAGACGAAGAAAGUUUGUUAGAUAUUUUUAGUCCAAUUAAGUUUUUUUUAGGGGAUUAUAAUGAAGAUGAACCCGUUACUCAAGAUUAUUUUAAUACGAAAAAUUCUCAACCUAAAACAAAGUUAAUAACUAGAAGUAUAAUUGAUAAAAGUGUUAGCAGAGUUAUAAAGAAUCGAGAAAAUUCAAAAAUAUAUAAAAGAUAUAAAAGAAAUCUAAAGGGCGUAGAUUUGCAAAAACCAAAAGAGAGGAAAAUAGAAUUUAACGUUCACGCUAAUCUUACAGUAUCACCAUCAACAUCAAAAAUAAGGUUGUAUUCGACAAAAAAUAAUACAUGGGUUCAAAAUUAUAACGACCGAUUAUCAAUAGAUAUUGAUUAUAGACGACAUGAACCAAGGUAUUUUCUUAGUUCACAACCUCACGUUAGAGCAAAAAGAGUAGUUCAUAAUCCUCUAUCUAAUAAAAGUUCUCAAGUAUACAGUAGUAAAUAUAUAAUCCCAGAUCAAGAUAAAGAAGGAUCUUUACCAGAAGAAAUUAACGUAGCGUUUUCAACUACUCCAAAUUAUGACACAACAGCUAAAUUUGUACAAGCGAUUACAUUAAGGGAUAAUCAAACGAAAAUUAUGAAGCAUAACGAUAGUAUUGCAAAUAGCACAAAUAAUUUACAAAAUCCCACUAUUGAAAAAAAUAGUUCUUUCAUUUACGUUAUUAGUCCAGAUACAGGAAUAGGAAAAUGGAUGCAAGUCAUAAAAAUAAAAACCGAUAAUGAUACAAAGUCUGCAUUAAAUAACGGACCCAUUUAUUUGGAAAAAAAAGAGAAGGAUGGUACUGCUGAAGAAAGUAUUGGUAAAUUUGGUUUUAAAGGACUUAAUAAAGAUAUUGUUAAAAGUUUUUCAAAUUCUCCCUUAAGUCACAGAUUUUCAUUAAAAGAGCCUCUUUUUAAAGUUCCAACUAAAGAUAAAUCACGAGAAACAUCUACAAAAGUGAUAUGUCCGACAUUAAAACGAAUAAAAAGCAAAGAAAUAAAAACAACUACUACCACAACUGAAAUUCCAGUCGUAGAGGAAAUAGAAGAAACACUUGAUGAACAAAUGGAUGAAGAAGAUAAACCCGAAAAACAACAAGAAGGAGAAGAUGAAGUAGAAGAAGAAGAAGAAAAUGAAGAGCAACACAAUGAAAAAUUCCCAGAAGAUCAAGAAAAUGAAGAAAAUCCAGAUAAUAAUGAAGAAUAUGAACAGGAGCAAAAUCAAGAUCAAGACCAAAUUGUUUAUGAAACAAAACGUAAAAAGCCUUGGACAGUAGAUAAUAAUGCAAGAUAUAGUCGACAUAAUUUUGGAUUAAGACAUAGAAAUAUACAAAAAAGAAAAAUGUAGAGAAUGACUAAAUCUAUCAAAUUAUUUAUUGUCUGUUCAAAAAUACUUUGUUAAAAACUAAUAUAUUAAUGUUAUUGUUAUGUAAAUAUCAAAAUAAAAAAAUAUAAUUUCGUCUAUUA
This is a messenger RNA of Daktulosphaira vitifoliae (grape phylloxera), 5086 nucleotides long. RefSeq lists its product as uncharacterized. The coding region runs from base 330 to 4967 and encodes 1545 amino acids. The transcript has 4 exons. NCBI's taxonomy places the organism in Eukaryota, Metazoa, Arthropoda, Insecta, Hemiptera, Phylloxeridae. The record is from RefSeq and is a predicted model, not a curated record.